AUGGGGGAGGGGACGGAGUCGGGGACAGACGGGAAGGUGGAGUGUGGAUCGCAGACAGAUUCCCUUGGCUUUGUCUGCAACUCAAACUCUCACAGCAACAUUGAUGAAUUAAAGGCCAAACUAAAUCAAGCUCUUGGGUUUGGACUUAGCAAUCGUUUCUGCCGCGACUUCCUGAGUGCUCUGACAGGAAGGUUGGCCCCGGAGGAGUUUGCCGGGUCAGUGGGGCGGGUCAACACUGUGCUGCGGAAGACUCUGCCUGUGUCUGCCCGCUGGCUCCUCUGUGGCUGCUGCUUCUGCCUCUGUACCUGCGGCUGUUCCCUCUGGCCCGUCAUCUGCCUCAGUAAACGGACGAGAAAUGCAAUAGAGAAGACUUUAGAGGCGGAAAACACCAACCUAUACCACAAGCUUGGCCUUCACUGGAGACUCACUAGACAGAGAUGUGAUAAUUCCUCCCUCAUGGAAUAUGUGUUGGUGAUUGAAGUGAUACCCAAAAAGACAUUCUACGGCCGGACUGAUGGAGCGGAGUGGCCUUGUACCCCCAGGCAGCUGCUCACUGACGGGACCCCACCCACCCUCUCCCCCUCUCGGCUGGUCAGUGAACGUGCAAGUAAAUUUUCUGACGGUCACACUGCUGUUGAAGAGAUUUUUUAUUAUCAUUAUUAUUACUAUUAUUAUCAUUACUAUUGUCUGCUUUAGCAUUUAUUUCAUUGCACAUGGACAUUGCAUUUAUACAUGGUCAUAUAUACAACCUACUGAUGCACACAGACACAUGCACAAACAUACAGACACAUACACACACAAAGUAAUCACUCAUUCCCAUGCUACCCUUGUCCCCAAGUGUAGCCAGUCAUACAUAACAUAACCUGUAUAUAUAUAAACACAACCAACCAUUACAUACGUAUAUGUAUAUGAAGAUUCCGUUGCAUAUAGACUGUAUCAUAACGACACGCCGCCACUCUGUACAUAGCGACGCUGUGGACUCAACACUACGAAGUAUUUUUGAUGAAGAAAGAAAGAAAAAAAAACAUAACCAAACAUUUGGGGGUCUGUCUGUCUUGGGGUUCGUCAUUGGGGUUUGUCAUUUGUUCCCACGGGGUGAGUCAAGUACAACACCCAACACCGUGCCGCACUGGGGGGCCACCACUGCCUCCUCCGGCCACCUCCAGGGGUUCACCAGCCUUGUCUUGUGAGGUGCUGCUGUCACACAAUUGGUACCAGCUCAUCCUCCCCAAAAAAACUUCCCGUUCCUCGAUCACAUGAAGAUAAGCUCACAUUUUUGGACUGGGUUGGGUUACGUUAGGUUAGGUUAGGUUAAGGUUGGGUAUUUAAGAAUGGGUUAGGUUAGGUUAAUAUAUAUUAGAAGAGGUUAGAUUAAGUUAGGAUACAUUAAGAUUGGUUAACUUAGGUUAGGUUAGGAUAGGUUAUAUGUUCAAAUGCAUGACUGUGUGUGGAGUGUGUAAUGGAAGUAGUGAAUGACAGCUUGAGUGUUUAAGGGGCUCGAUCUUAAGGCCAAACCGAUCUUAAGGUUUGGCCGUGUACAGAGAAUGAGAGACAGAUGAGUGAGUGUGUGAGUGUGGCAGAAGAGAACUCAGUGAGGUGAGAGAAGAGAGUGUGGCAGUGUGUGAGAGGAGAGAGAGAGAGAUGUAUGAGAGAGCUGGAUAGAAACAAGUGGAGAUUCUGUUCUUAGGGGGCAAGUUAUGAAUUGAAACCUAAACUAACUUAAUCUUAGCUCACCCAGAACCAAUGAUAGAAGUGGCUUAUCGUUCUGUCAUCCUUGCUGUCUCCCCCUUCUCUUUUUCCCUCUCUCUCUCUGUCUUUCUCUCUCUCCCUCUGUAAGUAUCACAUCACACACACAUAUUGUAACACGGGUCAGUCACUGUAAAUGCUUCAUCACUCUUUUUUAUUCACCGUAGGAUGUAAAAAAAAGGUAUAAAAACAAGAUAAUGAGAGAAAGUGGUACUAUAUUUUAAAACAGGGGCAGUCAGUCAGGCCACUCAUGAAUCCUGUUAACCUUUUCUACCUGUCUAUUUGUCGUGAAGUGACAGCGCGAGUGUGUGUCGUGUGAGUCAAUAGGCAUGUGAUUUUUGCUGCCCUUACCUGCCCCUCUCCCUAAACACACUGAAAGGGUUGACAUAUCACCGACUGUAGAUCUGAGUGCUUGUGUGUGUGAGUGUGUGUUACUGUACUACAUGAAAGGGUGUGUGUGUGAUUCAUUAACAGCUCCCUGCCUUCCCCGUGGUCCCAACCUCACACCUACACCCACACCCAGCCAUACCACAGUGCAUUUCUCUCCUCUGAAGCCUCCACACACUACACAGGUCACAAGGCACAGGCAGGGCAGCACCAAGAGAACACUACACUUGCAUAGAAAAUAGAGGAGGUACAUGAGUUUCACCCCUUCAGUACUGUGAUGCAUCUUUACCACAAGUUUGGGUAAGAUUUGAGAAUUUACAUUAGGAAGCAUCUAUGGAGUUCAGAAGAUUAAUGGUCAGUCUUCACUAUUCUACCCCCUACAUGAGUUUUGAAGCUAUUCGCACAUAAAAUCAACUAGCAAGCAAAGAAAAAGGUGAAAAUGUGUCAUGGUACUGAAAGGGUUAAGGUCUUGUACAGUAUGGCUCAUUUUCUCAAGAUUCUGUACAGGAGAUUGUGAGACAGGAGCAAAUUAAGGUGAAUAGAGGAGGUUUAUGAAGAUAACUAUAUAGACUAAUAUGCAGCCCUUCAGACUAUUACAUCCCAGAAUGAAUGCAACCCUAUGUAGGCUGAAAGAGAGAGAGAGAGAGAGAGAGAAUGUCUUGCUAUGAUAACAAAGACAUGGAGUGCUCAGCCUACCUUCAUGCAAAAAGAUAUUAGCUGCUGUCAGUAUACAAGAUAGGAGUAACACUGGGGACAACACUUCUGGACUUUUGUAACACCACCACCACCACCACCACUACUACCUCUCCUGUCUUCAACUUCAAGAACUCACAGAAAAACGUGCUUUAAAAGAUGAAGGAAGUAAUUUGCUCAUUUUAGAGAAAGUGUACAUUAAUAUUUGUCUCUUCACUGCAUAAUUGUAUUGGAUAUUGAUUGAGAGAAUGAUUGGUGGUGAGGACAGCAGUAGGUUUAUGUCAAAGUAGAAGCUAAUGUGCAGAAAUGUUAAGAUGAUUUGUAAAAGGAAAGUUUAUGAGUGUGUGGAAUGGAUUAGUAAGAGGUGUGUGUGUGUGUUUUAGCAAGCAAUACUGGUGCUUUGUUUUUGUAUGUGCUUGUGUGUUGCAUUUGUGUGUUUGGUUACCUGAUCACUUCAUAACCUGGUGAUUGCAAGGCAGAAAGACUGAUAUUGCUUCUCUUUGCCAUUGGAUGUUUUGAGGUACAACAUUUUUUUUAGAUUUGUAUAUUUUUCUUCAUCAGGGAAAUGCAAAAUAGAAAAUGUGACGUGAGGGAAGUUGUAUUUUGAUAGUUUAUGAUGUACUGAAGUAGAUUUUUCUUAUUAUUUUUCUUCUUUUGUUUUUGUAUAUAAUUAUUUAGUGUUAUUUUUUUUUUUUUUUUUUUUUUGUUAGGGAAGUUUCAUAUUUUACGAUGUAGUAGAGUAGAUUUCUUAUAUCUUAUUUUUAAAAAAUUUUUUUUAUACAUAUAUAUAUUUUCUUUUUUGUUACGGAAAAUACAAAACCGAAAAAUAUUACUGAUUCAUCCAGCAUGUAAUAUUACAAUGUGUGCUUUUAUUUUGUAGCUUCCAUGCUUGCAAAAUGUCAUUCAGGAAAAAAAUAAUUACAAAAACGAAAAAAGACGAAAAAAAACAAAAAUUAAUUCAUAUGCGUUUGCCAUUUUGAACUCUGUACAUAACAAUUAUAAAUCCACGCCUUUGAUCAAUUAACGGCAUUUCACAGGUACUGACGAACCGUACAAGUAUAUCAUUGACAAGA
Portunus trituberculatus (swimming crab) is the source of this 3899-nucleotide messenger RNA. RefSeq names its product cysteine-rich hydrophobic domain-containing protein 2-like. Bases 1 to 696 code for a protein of 231 amino acids. Lineage: Eukaryota; Metazoa; Arthropoda; Malacostraca; Decapoda; Portunidae. The record is from RefSeq and is a predicted model, not a curated record. The transcript is spliced from 5 exons.